UAAUUAAAAUUAAUGGACCGCAUAGAUCUUUUACUAGUUUUAUUUGAAAAUUGAACAAAACCAAAAUUAUCCUUAUACCCUAAAACCCCAAUCCCAAUUUCUGUUCAUCAUCACCUUCAAUUUGACCAGUUCAUAAAACGAAAGAGAAAGAAAAGAUGCUGAAAUUCCUCUCCAGAGUGAAGAUCGAGUUCAACGCAUUGGAUCCACGAACCGCAUCGUGUAUGGAAUUUCUCGCUCAAUGCAACUCACGAAAAGCCAAAGAAUCAAACCCUGCUUGUGAAGUUGAGGUGAAGCGUAAGAACGUGGAGCAUCCGCCGCAGAUCACGGUGACGUUCGUUAACGGCGUGGAAGAAGCUUUCGAUGCAACAUCGACGCCGGCGCACCAUAUAACGAAGAUGAUUCUGGAAAAAGGUCAGUUCCUCGAGACAGAGCAGAUGUUCCGUGAAGCAGGGGAACAAUGGCCGGUUAUUAUCCCCGAUGAAGAGCUCUCUCAACACGCACCCGGCACAAAACCUAGGAAAGCAGAGGAGAAGAAGCAAUAGCUAAAAUGUUCAUUGUAUUCACUGUUGGGAAUGGUUCUGGGUUCUGCUGCGUGUCUUGCUGUAUUUUUGGACUAAAUUGUUGAGUUCAUAUUUCAUAAUAAUUGAUAUAUCCGAAUUGCAGAAUUUUGAAAACUGCAGACUUGACAAUUGUCAUGCUUAAAUUUAUUUGUUCAAGUUGAUGCUCAUGAAGUUCUGUAUCAAUGUUGUAGGUUUUUUUAAUUCCAUAAUUUCUUGCACA
Messenger RNA from Lathyrus oleraceus (garden pea), 780 nucleotides. RefSeq lists its product as uncharacterized. Gene Ontology annotation, cellular component: mitochondrial large ribosomal subunit. Lineage: Eukaryota; Viridiplantae; Streptophyta; Magnoliopsida; Fabales; Fabaceae. Bases 156 to 542 code for a protein of 128 amino acids. The record is from RefSeq and is a predicted model, not a curated record. The transcript has 2 exons.